Molecule: messenger RNA, 1045 nt
Organism: Dermacentor silvarum
Lineage: Eukaryota; Metazoa; Arthropoda; Arachnida; Ixodida; Ixodidae
Exons: 8
Coding region: 66-764 (232 amino acids)
Molecular function (GO): Hsp90 protein binding
Source: RefSeq, a predicted model, not a curated record
GCUGGUUCUCGAAUCGCUUGUUUCUCUUGAAACAGAAGUGGGAGUGCAAGCAGAGUGCAAGUACUAUGAAGGGUUCUCCAAGCAAGACUGAAGAGCUUAAAGAGAAAGGCAACCAGUGUCUUAAGGAAGAGAAGUAUGCCGAGGCCAUCUUGCACUACACACAUGCCAUCGCGAAUGAUCGUGAAAAUAGUGUUCUCUACAGCAAUCGUUCAAUGGCCUUUCUGAAAAUGGACCAGUUUUACUUGGCUUAUGAAGAUGCCAAAGAAACCAUCAGACUCAGCCCAGAAUGGCCCAAGGGUUACUACCGCAAGGCUGAAGUGGAGUUUAAGGCUGAGCACUAUGAAGAAGCAAUGGAGUCUUUCCGCAAAUCAUUGCAGUUUGGAGCCGAUGAACCCAAGGUGUUGGACCAGUUGAGGAAGGCAAAGCGAGAGUUGGAACGGCAGAUCAGAGUGGACAAUCAAAUUCCCUGGGUUGGAGCUGCAACAGGCUUUGUUCUGGGUGUGCUUCUUGUUGUCUUUGACGUUGGCAUCAGAGAACAACCCUUUCUUGUGAAUCCCCUUUGGAUGACACUUGUUGUAAUGGCAGCAUCAAUGGUCUGUUAUUUUCUCGCCCGCUUCCACAAAAACACACUGAAAAGCCAACGAAAAAGCCUGUUGGAACCGCCACUGGACAUAUUUGGAUUGAACGCUGAAAAGGAAGAGAAGAAGGCACCGAGUGGCUCUGGUGAUGUUCCACAAGAAGCGGCCAAGUCAAAAAAAAGCUGAGCAUUUGUGAUGAUCAGUGGGCCACAGAUGCCAAGGGUCAGACAUGUAAUGUCGCAUGCUGCUUUUCCUGAAAAUUCCAAGAGUGCGUCUUCCAUGCACACAAAAAAACAUUCCUAGUCACUUAAAAGUCCUCAAAACGGCAACAUGCAACAAAGGUGUUGGGAGUGCUUUGUUUUGUAAUGCUUUUUAUAUAGUUCAUUCCCUUUGAAGAUCUCUGUUCUUUUUUCUUUUUAAGUGCAUUUUGUAUCAUUUAAAAUGAAGUUAUUUUGGUGCUCCUUGUU